UUCAUGUUCAUUUCGAACAGUUAUAGUCGAUCUCACAGAUGAUAAAGUCAUAGUUAAUGUUAUUGUUUACAUUAAAUUUACAUCCAAAUUUUUUUAUACUAUAAUUUAUUGGAUAAUUAUAAUAACAAUAAAAAACACAAAAAAUGAUGACAGAUAUGGAAGAGGCAGAAGCAAGAGAACUUCAAUUACAAAUUGAGAAACGCGAUAGCAAAGAAGUUGAAUUCGACUUCAAAGUAGCUGUGAAGAAAUUAGCAGAAGGAUUUUUAAAUCAAUAUCAAGAACAGUGGGAACAAACUGAGAAAAAACUCGAUGAAGUAAAAAAUAAGCAAGAGACUUUGCUCGAUCAGAUGCAAACUGAGAACAAAAAACUUCAAGAUGUUUUUGAUGAUGUUAAGCUAAAUGAAAUGUUUCAGAUGAUUAAAGUUAGUCAAGGUAAAUUAAUAUUAAUGAAGAAAGAAAUGGCUUCCAUUCAUGAGAGGACAUUCAGAUUAAAAAAACGAGCGUCAAAGUUGCAGCAGAUAAUACAGAAGGAGGCCUUAAAUAGAGAGCAACAACGAGAGCAAGAACUUCGUCGGGAACAAGAAUUAAUUGGUAAACCAGUGAUAAGUUAAGAAAAACCAUUAUCUAGGGAGAUAAUUAAUAUCGGCAAAGACACAUAGACAUAUAAGAACAGAUUGUACUUAUACACACAUCAUGCUAAAAUGUGUGUCUAAACUUAGUCAUUGAUUUUAUUGUGUAAUAUAACUUAUACAUACAUAUUUUUAUACAUUACCAAACAAUUUCCCAUUGUCCAUUAGAGUCACAUUUCUCAGUACCUUUACAUAAAUAAUUAAAUGUUGUUCUAGUA
Molecule: messenger RNA, 847 nt
Organism: Bombus pyrosoma
Lineage: Eukaryota; Metazoa; Arthropoda; Insecta; Hymenoptera; Apidae
Gene: Pldn
Product: biogenesis of lysosome-related organelles complex 1 subunit 6-like
Exons: 5
Coding region: 144-611 (155 amino acids)
Biological process (GO): intracellular transport
Cellular component (GO): extrinsic component of membrane; BLOC-1 complex; transport vesicle
Source: RefSeq, a predicted model, not a curated record